Molecule: messenger RNA, 1254 nt
Organism: Exophiala bonariae
Lineage: Eukaryota; Fungi; Ascomycota; Eurotiomycetes; Chaetothyriales; Herpotrichiellaceae
Exons: 4
Coding region: 1-1254 (417 amino acids)
Molecular function (GO): NADP binding; N,N-dimethylaniline monooxygenase activity; flavin adenine dinucleotide binding
Source: RefSeq, a predicted model, not a curated record
AUGCGUACAGUAAAAGACGAAGCGCUCGAUGUGCUGGCUUCCAUAGGAUCCAUCGAAACAGAAUACCCGCCCGCUCCAUACAGGCCAUUGGAUCAAUAUCACUCGAAGCCUAGCAAGAUUAGAGUCGCUGGAGCGGGUGCCGGUGCGACGGGAAUAUGCCUUGCAUACAAACUGGAGCGGUUACUAGAUCCUGGAACAUGGGAACUUACACUCUUUGAGAAGAACCAACACUUCGGAGGUACUUGGUUUGAGAAUACGUACCCAGGUGUGGCAUGUGACAUUCCUGCACCCAUGUACACCUAUUCGUUUGAUCCAAAUCCGAACUGGUCACACUACUUUGCUUACGGAUCGGAAAUUCAAAAUUACUUCGAGGACUUCGCGAAACGACAUGGUGUACAAAAGUAUAUGAAGUUGAAUACUAAAGUGGUCGAAAUCAACUGGGAUGGAAAUCAGGGAAUAUGGAACAUCGUGCUUCAGGACCAAGUGACCAAGGAAACGUGGAGUGACUGGGCUCAUGUCUUUGUCAAUGGCACAGGACUUCUCAAUACCUGGAAGUGGCCUGAAAUCAAUGGCUUGUUCAACUUCAAGGGUUCACUGAUGCACUCGGCGAAAUGGAAUCACGAAGUAGACUUUGCCAAUAAGACUGUUGGAGUCAUUGGGACUGGCAGUACCUCUGUCCAAAUCCUGCCACAGUUGCAGAAAAUUGCAAAGCAGGUGAAGGUAUUCAUGAGAAGCCCGACUUGGAUUAGUCCUCCGUUUGGUGGAACCGCUCUAGCAACCUUACGAAAAGGCGCAGAGGUGAGUCUCAGCACAAGGCAAUACAAAUUCACAGAAGAGGACAAGCAGCGUUUCCGAGACGAUCCAGAAUAUUUUUUGGAGUUCCGUAGAGAAAUCGAAGCGGAGAUAAACAUCAUGUUUGAGAUGUACAUGCAAGGUUCUGAUGUAUCGAAAAACUUCAAGAAGCUCAUCGCCGAGGAAAUGAAGAGACGUAUUGGUCCAGGGCAAGAGAAGCUCCUCGAUUUUAUCAUACCAAAAUGGUCGCCUGGCUGUCGAAGAGUGUCACCUGCAGAUGGAUAUUUGGAGGCGCUAGUAUCACCCAAUGUUGAGCCUGUCUAUGGAGAAAUCGACUAUAUUUCGAAGAAAGGAAUAGUUGUGGACGGCCAAGAACAUGAGAUGGACAUACUAGUUUGCGCAACGGGCUUCCAACCUGCGUUCAAACCCCCUUUCAAGGUUUGCUAUUCUUCAUUUGGGUGA